AUGGCGCUGUUUUUCGACUUUCCUGCCUCAGGCUCAAAGAGCUGCGUGCCUACCUUUCUUACCGAUGAUGAAAUCCUGGGUAAUGUAUAUCUCAUCCCGCAGGUAUGCCUUGAGACGCUGUUCGAAGCAGUCGUUGAGAUACGAUUGACUGGUCAUGUCGAAACCUCCUUGCUGUGGUUGGACAACGCUGCCCCUAACACUGAUACAAGAAGCCUAGCAUAUCGCCAAACGAUUCUAGACGUCGCUCAAAGAUACCCAGUGCAAGGAAGAUUUUGCGCAGCUUCGCCUGGCUCGAUCGAUCUAUGCCACUUCAACAUACGGCUUGCGGCCGCAGCAGUUCCUGGCAACAACAAUGCGGACAGAUGCAUCAACUUUGACCAACUGCCAUCCUCACUUGACGAGAAGUCCUCAGCAGCGUUUGAUUUUAAGAGCUCGGCACCGAGAACUGUGGCGUCCGUAUCCUAUUUAUUGCACGCGAAGCUCUGGCGUGACGAUGUUUUGCUUGUCUCGCACUCACAGAACAUUUAUAUCCUCAAUUGCAGCGACGCUGCUCCGCCUUUGUGCCUUGGAGACUUCGGUCAGGAGUAUAAUAACCGCCACGAGAUCGUAUUGCGGAAGAAUCCUCUUCAGAAAAUUGGGAAGAUAUCGAUCCAAGCGAAUCAGCCCGAUGCUUUGGUGUUCACUGGAUAUAAUACCUCCGCAAUAACGAAAGUCUUGCUCCAUGUUAAAUUACAAACAACGCACGGCCCACGUGAAGGCCCUCAAUCAAAUGAUUUCGAAGCCACGGUCAAGUGGAGAUUGCAAUCGUCGACCUUUGUCUGCAUGCAUAUGCAAGACGCCGUACCUACCACGCGGCAACUUGUACUGUCUCCUUCAAUGGGGUGCAUAACUAAAACUAUUUCGAGUCAUGAUUUGAAGAUGAAGUGGUCAGAUUGGACACGGACGGAAGCGGACGAUCCAGACUCCACGGAAUGGACAGCAACUUACCCAGUGUGGCUUUCAAUAAAGAGUUCGCCAGGACUGCCACCUACAUUCUUGCUUCCUUAUCUCUCCAGGAGGUACAGCAUCGCGAUGAUAGUCAGCGUACCCGGUCGGUGGCAUUCAAAGGCAACCAUAAAGUUGCCGGUACAAGUCGCCUACAGAAGCAAAGUCAGGCCGCCACAAUGCAUCCUCGAAUCGAGUCAUUUGUGUGCGAUUGAGGAUCAUACUGGCAGGGAGCCGGUAUCGUCCAACACCGACGACCAUGUAUUGCCUCCCUAUUUUGCAUGA
Exophiala aquamarina CBS 119918 is the source of this 1269-nucleotide messenger RNA. RefSeq lists its product as uncharacterized. Bases 1 to 1269 code for a protein of 422 amino acids. The transcript has 3 exons. The record is from RefSeq and is a predicted model, not a curated record. NCBI's taxonomy places the organism in Eukaryota, Fungi, Ascomycota, Eurotiomycetes, Chaetothyriales, Herpotrichiellaceae.